Mollisia scopiformis is the source of this 1427-nucleotide messenger RNA. RefSeq names its product pali-domain-containing protein. Gene Ontology annotation, cellular component: plasma membrane; cell division site; growing cell tip. Lineage: Eukaryota; Fungi; Ascomycota; Leotiomycetes; Helotiales; Mollisiaceae. The record is from RefSeq and is a predicted model, not a curated record. Bases 480 to 1208 code for a protein of 242 amino acids. The transcript is spliced from 2 exons.
CGCUGAAGCCAAUGACAACGAGCAAAGCCAGCGUCACCUGUUGCAAGCGCGUCGCUGGGUAAUUGACAAUCGACAGGCCACGACCAGGAGUUGAAACGAAAAGAUGUUGGAAAACUGGCUGAGCCACGACUCCCCAGCGUGCAUGACCAGGGUGCAGAGCAGAAAAAAAAAGCCGCCUAUGACGAAUCGGGUGCAAACACUUCACAUUCCUUGCUUUGUGGCCACGGCAAUGAGCGCCAGCAACAACACACGAUCAUUCACACCACCGCCAGACUGAAACGCUUGUGAAUAAAACCUGUCCUGCUUCCCUCCAUUGCUGAACUUCUUCCAUUCCUCUCAGCUUCCAUCAGCCGACACGUUCACUUUUCGUGACAAAGUUGUAGUUCAGGUCCAAUAGUUAGGACGCAAAAGCUUUCUCCAAACGCAAACGCAGAACAACAACAACAACCACCUCAAAUCAAACCCAGCAAUCAAUCACAAUGGCAAAGACAGGCAUCUUCCACCACCUGGGCACGUUUCUUAUAUUCGCUGCGGCGAUUCUGCUCUUGAUUACCACCAUCUCUGCUCCGGUUAUCAAUGACAUCGCCAUCCUAAAGGUGAUGCUCACCAACCAAUCCGACAUCCGCAACUCCUCAGUUACCUUCGGUACCUUUGGCCACUGCGUUCUCGAUGUUGCUCCCGCAAGCACUGAUCAAGAUUACUGCACCGGCAAGCACAUUGGCUACAACCCCGCUGAUAUCAUGGCUGGCAUCGACCACACCACCUUUACCACCGCCUCAACCGAUACCACAAAGGCCCUGACUCGAGUCAUGAUCCUCCACCCAAUCGCCACCGGUCUUGCAUUCAUCUCCUUCCUCCUCGCACUCGGCGCCGGUUUCUGCGGUGCGAUCAUGGCAGCUAUGGUCGCGGCCGUAACCUGGCUCAUCACCGUCGUGGUCAUGGCUUGCGACUUUGCGCUCUUCGGCAUCAUCAAGAACCAUGUCAACAAGGACGGCAGCGGAAGCCAUGCCUACUAUUCGGUCGGGAUGUGGACCAUUCUCGCAGCCAUGCUCUGCUUGUUCUUCGGAACCAUCGUUGUGCUGUUCACUUGCCUCUCUUCGAGAAUGCACCGAAAGGACAACCGCGCCUCCAAGGCUGGCGAUGCUGGAUAUGCGAAUGGUACUACCACUACUCGUAGACGCUUCUGGCAACGUCGCUCUCGAUACUAGAUCAUGGUGUUGGGAAGAUCGAGGAUCAGAUGAGCUUGUGAACUUUCCAUUCUCUGGUUGGCGUUGGGGAUCUGAAACUUCAUGAGAUACCGAUUUCCUUCUUCGCAGGCCUGUAUGAUAGGUUGAAGUGGAGGAGCGUGCUGCAUUGAGAUACCACUUGGACCUUACGGUUCCUUUAAUAUACUGCUUCUGUAAUGAGAUGACAAAUCAAAUGAUACC